This is a messenger RNA of Xyrichtys novacula (pearly razorfish), 27972 nucleotides long. Lineage: Eukaryota; Metazoa; Chordata; Actinopteri; Labriformes; Labridae. The record is from the annotation of a GenBank genome assembly.
GACACGCUCUCCAUCUGUGUCCAGUGCGCGGAUUAGAAGCUCAUUAUCCUCUUAGCUCUAAAUGGCCCCACGUUCCUGCACUCCGCUCUCCAACUCAUCUGCUGUCUGAGACGCGGGCGGCUGGAGCGUGACACGAAAGCGAGAUUCGUGCGUAAAAAUGAUCGUGCCCACCACUCAGUGAUUCCUAGCCGUUGCGCAUUACGCGUGAAUUGCCGGGACAGCCCUCUCCAUCGUCCGUCCGCGCGCCUGCUUGGGCACACUGCCUGUCCGUCCGUCCAUUAUGUGUCUAACCCACUGAUCUUUUACAGACUGUAAUCUUAUCAGUGUCAAACCGGAGCUGCCCUGUCCUCUCGGGCAAUUUUUGUCCCUCGUUGGAUGGCGUCUGAGCGCGUAUUUGGAUAAAAAAACGACUCUUUACCACAGACGACUUUCAUCAGCAGAGGCAUUAGUUGGAGUUUUGGUUACAUGCGCGGUUAAACGUGUGAUAAGAUGAACAUUUGAGCGUUUUAAACUGUGAUCAGAAGAAGACAUGGAGUCUACAUGGAAAGAAAGGAGUUUUUUAUAUGUACUUCUCUUUGCAGUGUGCACUACCAGCGUUUGUCUCUGUGCCAGAAGAUCAAAUGUGCGGAGAUCCGGUGAGUAUUUUUGUUAGAACAAUGAAAAUUAUCAUUCAAACUGAAACAUUGUGAGCAGGAGCAACAUUUGGACUAAGCUUUCCGUUUGUCUGAUUACAUAAAAUCUGAUUUAAAACUUUGAUUUGUUCCAUUUGAGUUUGAACAGCAACUACACCUUUAGAAAUGAAAUAACAGCUAUAGUUUGAGUGAACAAAAUUGUCAUGCUCUAGUUUAUAUUAGUCAAAUCAAAAAGUAUUGAUUUAUAUAGUCUGAUUUUUAUCACCAGGACAUCAAGUGGAAUCUUUAUUGGACCUCUGAACAUACAUAAGGGUGAAUAUUCUGCAACAGAGCAGCAUGCUGCUUAUCUUACAUCAUGUGAAGAAAAUACCAACUCCUCAUUUUGAGCUCCUUAGAAGAAUUAAUCUGUAAUCAUGCCUGCUGGUUUAAAAUUACGAGAGGGAAACUGUAAAGUUAAAACUUCAGAAUAUGAGGUUGUGACUUUAGUGGGUAAACAUAAAGGUGAAAUAAAUCUAUUCUCUCCCCUCAAAAUUUUGCUUUCCUGAACAUUAUACUAUGUAAACUUAGACAUUUGUGAAAACAGAUUGAGAAAAAUAAGGAUAGGAAAAUGAACCGACAGCACAAGCAUCAAACUUGUCAGUUUGCUCUUUUUGGCAGUAAAUCCCUGCAUGCUUAUUUCUUCACUUCCUCUCUGUUUACUCUCUUUCUCUCUUCCCUCUCAUUGUCUACAUCUUUCUUUGAUAUCAUGCGACUCUGAACCCUUCUUUUGUUUCAAGUCUUUCUCCCUUUUUUCCUCCUCUUCCUCUCUCUCCAUCCCUUCCUCUCUCUCUGUCUGUCAGUCAGCUAUCCUGCCUGUCAGAGGUAUCCCUCACUCCCUCGCUCUUUCAGACCCACAGGCCACAGCAGGCUGGCCGGUACAUCUGUUUCAGUGCAGAAGACUCACCACAGACCUGACUGUCAUACAGAGGGCAGCUUUAGUUUGGCUUUCAUGAUUGCCAGUGACAUUUGUACUUGAUUUUCUCUGUUUGUUUUGAGGUAUUUCAGGCUUUUAUUCUGAGGGGAGGGGUGAAAGUCAGCAGGGCUUCGUGUCUUGGUGAAUCACAUCAGAAGACAAGGAGUGAGUUUAGAUUGAAUGACAUGUGCCCUCAAGGUGGUCGAAGUUUUUCAGGGAUCUGACAGGUUUUUGUUUUUUUUUCAUUAUAGAAAGCUUUUGGACCACUUUUUGGAACCAGCCUGUGCUUUUAUUUACUCACCCUUUUCUUUUAAGUCUUUGAAAGCCUUUUUUUCCAAACCACAACUUCUCAUGAAAACCAUAAAUUUGGACCAACUCUUACUUUCACAGCAGAACAAAACAAAGGAGUUUGGAAUAAAAGGUCUUAUGCUUAAUUUACUAUUCCCUCAGCUCCUCUGAGGUGCAUCAAAACAGCAUAUUUCUUACUGGUUGUUAACUUAUGGUUAAGUCAGACACAGGAAGAGUUGUGUUUUAUACACAGCUGACUCUGAAAGUGAAGGUUUGAAAUCAGAGAGAUGAAGCUGGUGAUUUGUCCAGGGAUACAUGUCAAAUUUUACAACAUGACAGUAACUUAUCAUGUAAGAGAAAGUGUUGUGAGAACACUUUCACUAAAUAAAUAAAUACUACCUGCCAGAGUGUAAGUAAUGAAUUUUUAAAUUCUGAAAUACUGAAAUAUUGAUCAGGGUGUUGCCCCUAAACCCAGCAUGUGUCAAGCAAAUUCAGGAACUAAGAAAAGGCUGAAGCCUUUUAGAUGACAAGUGAAUGAGAUGAUACAGCUAAUCUUCUAAUAAUGUGGAGAAAUGUGCAUGCCUUUUACACUGCACGACAGCACUAUGCUCAACUGCACCUCAGGCAGUUUUGACACUUGCUUAAGUUGUUUCCCUCCGUCUCGAUCUUUACUUGUGUUUUACCUGCUCUUAAUUAUACAUCACUGCGGACAAAAGUAUCUGCUAAUGACAUUUUUACAUCACGAGACAGUGUGUCGUCUUGUAAAGUGGUAUUAAGCGAGUAUUGUAAAAGUUUGCAUCAGCCCUGACUUACUUUGUCCCAGUCAAGGUUUGGAGUUUGCAAUGUCUCCUAUGGUCUGUCCAUAGACUGUAUAUAGAAUGGACGCCAUCUGCCUCCUCGACGGUUGAAGCCACUCCGAGAACAGCACCCUCUGGCGACAGGCUGCAGUAUAGGACAAACUUUAGAAAUUUAUUACACAAAAUGUAAUUUUUUCCCCCCUGCUUGUGAUGUUGACAUGUAGUAACUGUAAGACUGGUUUGUGCUCAAGUCCUCUUUUUUCUGUACAGCUCCAUUUUUAAAAGUUAUUAGGGGGUUCAUGUUUUCUAUGAUUGACACCUGAUACAGCCUAUGGGCGUACGAAGAUUGUGUAGUUCACCGGGGGGAUACACUGUUUGAGCUGAGCGUCGUCACAGCGACUCUCAGUGACUUUCCCGCCGAAUACGCACAACGCUACUGUGCAAUGUUGGUUUCAGGAAGUUUAGAGAAAACAGAAAUACAGAGAGCUUUUCAACUUCAAAUCGGUAUACUGGCGGAGGAUGGAACCAAGUUGUCCUAGUAUAUAUACAGUCUAUUGGUCUGUCACACUGUGAGACUCUACUCAGUACAUUCAAAUAAAACUUAAUAAAAAACACUGUCUGUCAAAUUAUGGAGGGUAAACAAGGAGGUGACUUUACUAUAAUACACUCAAAUGACCCACUCACAAGUCAUCUUCCAUUUCACAUGACUUAUUUUAAAAGUCAUGUUUUAUCUGCGUUACCAGCCUCAUGACAGAAACCUCUCACUAAAGGAAAACUCAAAGUCAUCUGGAUGUGAUUCUGUGCAUUGUCCAGGGUUAUAAACCAACAUCAACAGCCUCUACUGCCUCACACUACUAACCAAGUGAGGACAUGGUAUUACCUUGUGCUCAUUGAAGCUCGAUAUCAAUUCUUAUUUGUCUUUUUAAGACAAGAGUCUGUCCUGCUAUAUUGUGACAACCCUUAAUCAAAAUGACCACACUGGUUGUUUGUUUACACUCUCUGAAAAGAGCCACUAAAGUGUUUCCUCACAGAGUGCUCUCACUAACACCCGGGAACACGACUCCACCCCUACACACAUUUGUGAGUGACUUUGGUGUAAGAGGUUCACCUUGACUUUUGAUUUCCAAUGAUCAACGUCAAUCCCCUCUGCAAGAGUCCUGAUUUCAGUCUAUCUCAGAACCUGUAAAAUAAUGUCCAAAUUUAGGGUUGAUGGUGCAGGCAGCUGUUAUCUUGGCUGCCCACUGAGCAUUUUUUGAUCUAAAAGAGGUCUAAUAGACGUCUUAAUGUAGCCUAGACGACUGGUCUAAAAUCAGGCUACCACAGGUCCAAAAAUUAAAGUUUUUUAGACGUGUAAAUUUAGACCAAGUCUAAAUCUGGGCUAUAUCUAUACUACACUGUAUAUUGCUUAGUGGCUAAGGUACUUGGGGAUCAGUUAUGCUACUCACAGUUGCUUUUUUAAAAUAAAUAGUUAUUGAAUAAUGGGUUAAAGUGCAACGUCUAAAUUCUGUCUAAAAAUAUACAGAAUCUAGACGGUUUAAAUAAGGUCUAAAAAAACAACGUCCAAUAGCAGUCUAUCGCUCAAUGGGUGCAUUUGUUUAUUACAUUAUUUCAUGAUGCUCAUUGUACUGUAAUUGGAUGAGAGGGAGGAGCCAGAGUGCAUUAUGGGGCUGGCAAACUCUAAAUGUGUUACGGUCUAUUCUUGAUGCUAAUUCAUAAGCUGGUUAAUCAGAGAGUUUGUUUGUGUUUACUGCAUUAAUACUAAAAUAAGCUAAGAGGACUUGAGGGACAUCUGUGUGCAAAAGCUAGCAACUGGUGAAAAAAACAAUUGAUGUAACCUACUACAGCUGGUUGUCUUCUUUAAGUAAGAACCUGAAGUGAUCCAGACUUCUUACAGGGGCACAGGAGACCAUUUGCUUGAUGCGAACAUCCCCUAAAUGCACGAAUGCUAGGUUAGCUUGGAGUCACGCCAGAGUCAUAAAAGCACAAACUGCCCGUGGAUACCUAGAAAACUGUAAAGAGCAUCAGACAUGUUGUUUUUUCAGUAUAUUAAAGUGCAUGAAGCUUUAGAGAUUAUCAUUAUAUGUAGGGGGUAACCAGCAGGGUGCCCCAAAAUCAAAGUCUGCUCUCGGGGAUGUUGUAAGAUGUUGCAGGGAUUGUUGCAUGUUUGGGUUUCAUUGUUGUUGGCGUGCUGUGACGGGCAUGGUGCAGGUUCUGCUUUAAGCCUUGAGCCUGUUGACACUCUGAAGUGGUCCAUUAGCUUUACACAGGUUCUGACUCCUUCACAGAGGUGAUGACUAGUGAAGUGGAAGCAAACACGACCCUUUUAGGUUUAGAAGUGAGGAGGAGGGUUUGAAAAGCAGGGGAAACCCUCAGAGAAGAAAAACCUGCACAAGAAGAAGCCUGAGAAAUCUACGUACAGAGAUCAUUCACUUUGUCACAGAAUUAAUCAUGUCAAGGAGGUUUUUAAUCACUUCCAAACACCACACUGAUAUUUAAUGUAUGUUGUCAUCAAGCUCUGUAUCUUCUGUGAUGGUCUGGAUACAAUAAUAAUAAUAGUCGUAUUAAUCUUUCAUUAUUUGUGCAAACAAUAUAACAUAAGGUGUACAACUUUGAGGCUGUGAGGGUGCUUGUCUGCUCUCGUUUUCCCAUUAAAACCAAGUAAUGCAUAUACAGCCGGUCAUCAAGGGCAAGGAUGAUUUACACCUUCACAGCGCCAUCUACGUCUUUCUUCUCUGAGAGGCCUCUCAAGUGUUUUCAGGCUGCAGUUGGGCCUUGCAUGUGCAAUCACAAUCUCUUGAAGAGUCACACAAGCACCCAGGAAUGAAUAACUCAGAGCAUGAAAAUAAUAGCAUUACGUCAAAGUCAGUCGAUUUUUGAGGGCAGCUCAUCAAGCUGCAGGUGACACCAUUUCAAAAGGUACUCAGAGCAACCUUCAAACAAGCUAAAGUGGAUAUGGGACUGCUUCUUUUUAGGUUCUAAUUUGCUUUUUUGAAAAACAUUGCAUUUCUUGGGAAUCAAUAAAACUAUUGACAAAACAAUUAAAUAAUCAAUAGUUCUUUAUGUAUGUAGUGAAACACUUUAACCCAACUGAAAAAAAGCUGAAAUUAGUUUUUAACUCAUAUUUAUUGUGAAAUACUUUCCUCAAAGACGAGAGGAGAGAGAGCUUUUAAAACGUAAUGUGUCAUUGUAAUGAGCAACCACUGUAUUUUCUUUAAACUCAUGUCAGCAUGUUACGCACCUCCCCACUGGGUGCAAUAUUGUGUAUGCGUGCUUGACAAUAUAAUAAUGUUAUCAACGUGGGAAUGAGACAAGCGACCGUGACAAACAUUGCAUUUACGUCACUUUAAAUCACCCGUUGACCAGUUUGUGAUCAGUUCAUCAAAGUCACACUGUUGCUUUAUCAAACAUAUCAUUACUCAUUCAUUUUAUCUUCCUCUGUGUUUGUUUGAACCAGAUCGUCUGAGUCCCCCUUUAGACAUCCAGCUAGAGACGAUCAACUGCACCGCCUUCAGUGUACGAUGGAAGAUGCCCCGACGACACGUUAGCACCAUCACCGGGUACAAGGUAGUAUAAGCCAUGAUUUUUCAUUAAGUAAUGGCACAGGUGGAGCAGUAUUCGUUUCCUUUCAUUGUGACUUUUUUUGUGCUUUCAUCGUCAAUUUUACAAUCAUGUCAGUAAAGUGUAGGUUUAAAAAAACUAGUUUAUGGGAAACAGGCUACACCUGAUAAAUAUAUUCUGUUAUAAAUCUAAUUUAUUCCUGUUUUUAUCAAGUUCGUUAUUGUAAAGCUCCAUUCAAUUAACAUGACUGACAUUUACAAGGUAGCUGUUAUUUGUUGGUUUGUCAGACAUUUGUGUGAUGGCUCUCUUGUUUGCUACCAAGCACAAAUGAAGAGCAUCCUGAGGUAAAACCAACCUAUGAAACUAUUUGAAACCAGGAGAAGAUGAAAAUAUUUGCUCAACCCAACAGCAGGACUUUUUAUUCGCCUUUUUUUUCUUUUUAACAAGAGAGAGCCUUUCGACCAAGCAAACAUAAAAAACAACUCCACAAAUAAGCCGUAAAUCAAAUUUCCUAUCAGUUUUUUUUCCCCAAAUGGAGGCACAUCUUCCCUUCCAGGCCCUGGUAUUGGUGGCCCCCACCUUCGCCUGUCUUUAAAGUGCCAAUCAACUCUGCUGUCCAGAAGGAUGGCCUUGAGGCUGGAUUGAUCUUUGAAAUUGUCUUUUUUUAUGAUGAAGCCUGGUCUCUAGCAUUUUAUAACUUAGUAAAGUGUUGCUCUAAAAGAUGUGGCUGCAAAUAUCUUUAUUUCCUUUUUGACCAUAUAUUUUUUGUACCGCUGUAGGUGAGUCCACUUCUGGCUACUUUGGUUGUACAUGAUGGACAAAAUUUAAGUAACAUAUAAGUUCAGCUGUGUGUUGCAAUGGGUAUUGUUCUUAUGAACCAAUGGAUUGAAUGCUAAAUUAAAUCCUUUUUAUUCCAACUUUGAGUUACAUUUAGUGUCAUAACCAAUCAUCUCUUCUCCCUCUGCAAUGUUUGUUUUGGUUCAACCAUUAACAAAGUGUGGAUCACUAUGACUGCGUGUGCUUUGCUGUGGACCAUAUGUCUACACUAAGAGGAUUACACAACUACCUAGCGUCCCCACUACUCACAGAUAGACAUGUGCAUUCAUUUGGCCAAUCACUUUGGAUGUCCAUACAUAAUCCUACCCUCAUAGUUUUUUCUCUAGAAAAUGUUACAUUUGUACUAUCAUGACUUAACAAGAUUCACACAAUCUAGCAACCUUUGAAACGUAACAAACAUAACCUUUAUGAAUGCCAAGUACGAACCCUUUCAUUCUGAUAUGUGUUUGAGUGUCUUAAUCAUGAAAACGUGUGUUUAUGUCUCUUUUACUUUAAUUUUGUGUAUUUGUCUUUCAGGUCUUCUACACAGAGAUGAGGAAUGGCCGUCCAAUGGGUGCACCAUCUUUGAUGGAUGUCCCCCUUAGCUUGGACAUGCUGACCACAGUAAGAGCCCUUACUUUGCUUGUGUGAAAUUCUAGUUUUGUCCAUUACCUUUACAUGUUUUUAGAAAACAGUGUUAAACCGUAUGUUAUAUUGUCAUUGUCAUCUCUAAACCUAAAAGAAUUCUGCUUUACUGGGCCUGGAUUUUGAUAUAAAUUACAGAGUUGUAACUCACAUGGUUGACACUCAUUCCAAAUAUUUUUUAAUUUAUUGAGCCAUUCUUUGUUUAAUCCCAGCUGCACUUGAUACAUAUCAUUCUCCACAAUCACCCAACAAGCACACCAUCUUAAUAUGCUGGUCCAUUUAAUCUGCAAAAAUUCCCUCUAGUUUUUCUCGUACUUCUACUGCCCUGCAGUAGUGCUGCAGUCAUUCUCCAAGCUCCACUCUGUUCUCGCUCUCAUCACUCUCCAAAUUUUCUGCAUGUGAAACAAAUUUGCAUGAGGUCAGAGCCCAGAGGCCGAAUUCAAACAAAGUUCUGCUGCUGAAAUAAACCUUUCAAACAUGUAUUGUCUGACUGAACCUGUUUUUGUGUUUGUAUUUCCACUGGUUUUAAAGCUGACCCCACAUGCACCUUAUGGGAGCCUUAAAGGGAUAUUCCGGCGUACACUUACACACUGUAACACCGAGUUAGACACACUGUUGAGAGAUGAAUGUUGCUGACCGCUUGGUUCUCUAGUUAUACCAACUUAAACGACCGCAGGAUAUCAAUACACAGCGGUCUGAGGAGCCAUAAACAAACCUUAACCAACACGCCACUCUAUAGCCACAAAUAAUGCUCAGAACAGCACCUAACUUCAUCAACAGUAUAUAUAGGGUCCUAGCCAUAGCACUAGCCUCCAAACAUCUUUUUAGCUUUGCCUUAUUUCUUUAGCAAAGAGACUAAACACAACUCACCUACUCUCUUUCAGCAGCCGCUUGUUUGUAGCGAGACCUCGGGCCAGUCCAUUACAGACUACAGCGGCGUGACGCAGCUCAAGGAAGAACAUUUCUGAUCAUUUCUUCAUGGAAAUGCAAUCAGACUGAAAUGCUUAGGCAGAAGAACUACCGUGUCUGCAAUGAAAAAUGAUUAUUGUGUUGAUUAUUACUUUAAGGAAAGGAUAAACAAAUGACAAAUGCUAUCCUGCGGUCAUUACUGAAGUUGGUAUAACUGGAGAAGCAAGCGGUCGGCAACAUUCAUCUCUCUCGGGGGUGUCUAACUUGUUUUUAGGGUGUGUUUGACCCUAAAUUAAUUUUACGCUGGAAUAUCCCUUUAACACGACUAAGAUAUGAAUUAACCUGUGGUUAAAAAUAGUCUUAGACUAGUGCACUGUCUGCUGUGUUCAAUCAUGCUGUAUGGGACUGUUGACUGUAAAAUCAUUCAGGUUUUCUGCAGCCUGACUUCAGUGACAACCUCCUCUAAUUGAGUAACCAUGAAAUUUAGCAGAAAUCUUUUCAAAUUUUUCCAAUUUUCUUGAAAAAUGUCUAAACUACAUAUCACCCUGUAAGUCAGCCAUCCCUCCAACCUGCUAUGAAAACAGAGAAUAUGUAUGCUUUGAAUGAUUCAAGCGUUCAUAGAUGCCUCUGCUUUCAACUUCUUACAGGGGCAAUUUGAUGGACAGGCAGGCUUUGUGAGUAUCAUCACAUUUUUUUUUUUUUAAUUUAUUAAUUACGCUUUGUCCCUUUUUUUCCCCAAACCUUUUCCAUCUUUUCAUUAUUGUUAUCAGUCUUUUUCUCCUUCCUCUUUACUCUUGCUGAUGUGUACAUACUUAAUUUGCCAUCUUUACAUGUUUUUCUGUCCUCACCCCUUAACUUCCCUGUGCUGUGCUCUCUAGGAUGUACACAUUGGUAAACUUAAGAUUAAUACCAAGUACAGAGUCAGUGUCGGGGCGUAUGGUUGGGCUGGGGAGGGCAGACCCAGCAUGGCCAGAGACAUUGGCACUGCUUCACAUGGUAAGAAUAUGUGAGUAGUGGGAAUCUAUUUUUACAGCUGCUGUUUUAUUUUCACUGUAGAGGUUUUUAACAUGUGUUACUUAGUUUUAUUUCUUUCUGUGUCAUCAGACAUGUGCAUGCCCCCAUCACCCCCUACUCAGCCUGUUGUCAUGGCUGUAUCUGACACCGAGCUGGCGUUGUCAUGGCAGCAGGGCGAAAGUGAGGGAAGCGCGCCUGUCCUUCACUUCCUGGUGGCUUACAUCAGGUCAGUGAUUGAUCAGCUAGAAAAAUUAAUGCACACUCAGAUACACACAGCUCACACAUACAAACAUGACAAACUAGUUCUUAUCCUCACUUGUAAAAGUAAAAGUGGCAACAUCGUGCAGGGAAAGAGUGGGCCUGAGUAAACAAAGAAAAAUCUGAAGGUAGAAAAAGACAAUGAGCAGUUUUUAAAAUUCUUUGAUUUUUCAUGGUGACUGUCACUGAUGAAGCAUUACAAAGCCUCUAAAGAUACAGGCUACCUAUAAGUUAUGAAGAUUAAUCUGUAAAUCAUGCAUGCAGCUAAUGGAAAUAACAGGACAACAGUUUAAGUUACAUCUUGUGGCAACAGUAAGAGGGCUAAGAAUAGUCAUAGUGCUGCAGGAAGAUCAAAUGAAAAGGUUUAGAUAAGAAAAUCACUACCCCUCUCCUGUCUGCAUGGAAAAUAUGUAAGAGAAAGCAGCCAGUACUUCAUCCUAGCUCAGUACAGGGAUUUGAAGUAGAGAGAAACAGAUUACCUGGUGCUGUAGAGGUUAAAAAAUAACCUUUUAGCACCUCUACAGCCAAGAUCAGACUCCACAUGACCCACACUUCUUUGUCCGUAGCAAAAUGGUCACUGUGUCAGAUAAGUUGAACACUGAGUAGGGCUGUGCAUUUACACCACCGUUUACGAUAACUGUCUUUUUAUAUAUAUUUUAUAUAAAUAUGAAAAAAUAAUAUUGUCCAAAAAAUUAGCCUAUUGUGAUACCCUGGGUUCACAAUAGCGGCCAUUAGUUGCCAUACGUCAUAAAAUGAAGGAGAAACGAAGGAGAAGUAGCAAGUGCUAGCAUGCUGGCUUUAGCUGCCCUGUCAGAGAUGAGGAGGUGGAUUGGGCUAUGAUCAUGCUGACAGCAUGUAGUCUGUCCUCUGCAUUGGGCUCUGGUUUUAGUUAUUUUUGUCUUGGUGGUCUAACAUUUGUAUAUGAUACAAUAAGUUGUGUUUUUACAGAGAGAUAUGAGCAAGAAUGCUAAUCUUGGAGAUUGGGGGAGGGGUAUAGUGUUUCUUGGGAGAUUAUAUCAAAAGAGGUAACCCAUAAGAGGAUUAUGGGGCCUUUUUUAUAGAUCCAAAACACACGGUCUAGAAUCAGAGUCAAUAAGGAAUAUCCCACUAGUUUUUGGUAGUCUAGCGGCGCAAAAUCUGGGUGUGAAGUGAGACACAGGUUGUUGAUAGAUUCGGUUAAGUUUCUCAAUUAUUCAUAGGUGUGUUUUGGACAUGACAUGAAUCAAACCAAUCACAGCUUCUGCACUUGUUUUCUUUAAGAGUCAGGUGUGCAUACAGAUGAGCUUAUAGCUAUUUACACGACAGACUGCAGCCUUUCUACUGAUACACCAGACACUAGCCAACCCGUUUACUCUCCUGUAUCUCUGAACACGUAGAAAAAACAAAUGUGUCACUGUAUGUGAAAGAAUCCAAAAACAGGUAAUGAUUUUCCAAAGUGACACAUCUGUACAUUUACAGUGCACACAUGCCACAGCAGCAUCAGCUCUAUUAAUGAUUUAAAGGUCAGGGAACACUGACAGCAUUGUAUAGUAGGGUAUUAACUAAUGUCCGGUGUGCUUUACAUCUAAGAAAUGGGGGCUGCUAUCUUAUAAUUUACCCUUUUUUCCUACUGGAUCAAAUGGUUACAGUCUACUUUUCAACACAUGCGCAAUGCAUAAUGUUAGGUCUAAUCUAGCAGUUUAGAUGUGUGCUCCUUUAUGUACAUGCAGUUGAGGGAACACACACAAUGAGGCUAAGGCUGUAGCUUUAGGGAUGUUCAGCGCUGAGAUUAUAAGGAGAUAGUAGUGAGCGGUACGUAUGUAUGGAAACAAAGAAAAAUACUCCCAGCUCCCUCAGCCCUCUGAUCCAUCAAAGACUCAACUUCACUGCACCAGCAAAAACAAUGAUACUCUGUCAUGAGUGGAAGCACAGCUGUGCGUCUCUGUGUUCUCUGACAACCUUUUCACUCAUUCGCUAAUUCACGCUCUAAAUAUCAGGAAGGUAUUGCCACUGAGUUCACACGUAAGAGCAGGUUUUUAGUACUUUUUGGUCACAGGAGCAGAUGCUCUCUGCUUCCCCAUGAUAGCAACAAGCCACCUGCUUGCCUGACCACUACUGUCUUUAGCACCGACACACCAAUGGAUGCUAAAGUGAGUGCAAGUUCCCCUCCUAUCUACACACAGAGUUGGUGCUAGGCCUAAAACUAACGAGUCUGGUUGACUUGCCUCAAGGCUUUGCACCGUUUUAGAGUAGUGCCUAAAGUGUUGUAAUGUAACAAACUAGAUACAUCAUGCUGAUUUUUCAACAUCAAACUGACAGUGAGACUGUUUUCCAUCUUUGGAUAAAGCUAAAGGCAUGUUCAGACUUUCUGAACUGUAGUGACUCAGCUGGGGUACUGACUUAUGCAGAGAUGGUAUGUUGGAUGUGUGUGCACACCAUAGACUGUAUAUAGAAUGGAGAGCGUCUGCCUCCUCACUGGGUGAAGCCACUCCGAGAACAGCACCCUCUAGUGAUGGGCUGCAGUAUAAGUCAUAAAUCCCGCCUCCUCCAGCAAUCCUUUUGGAGCUGUGGACAAACUUCAAAAAUUUAUUACAUCCUUUAUUAUCCUUUAUUACACAGGAUAUACAUUUUUCUCCACCCUGCUUGCGAUGUUGACAGUUAUUGUAAGACUGAUUUGUGCUGAAGUCCGCUUUUUUUCUGUGCAGCUCCAGUUUGAAAAGUUAUAAGGGGGUUCAUAUUUUUCUAUGAUUGACACUUGAUUCGGCCUAUGGGCGUACGGCGAUUGCGUAGCUAACCCAGGGAAUACGCUGUUUGAGCUGAACUUCAUCACAGCGACUUUCGGCGACUCUCCCGCCAAAUGCGUACAAUGGUACUGCGCAAUGUUGGUUUCAGAAAGUGGAGAAAAUACACGGCAUAAUCUGUUCAAGAAGUGGAGAAAAUACACGGCAUUACUGAGAGCUUUUCGGCUUCAAAUCCAUAUACUGGUGGUAGGCAGAACCAAGUUGUCCGUAGUAUAUACAGUCUACGGUGCACACACAUAGAUUAAUAAUGUUAAUGUACUCUUUUUAUCUCAAAAAGUCAUUCCUCAUUACAGAUCUUGAAUACCAGUGUAUAAUUUUCAACUCCAAAUAAAAAAUAUAACAAAGUGGUGACAUAAAUUUUUCUAAUUUGUGCUUUAAAGUGUCAGAAUGAUGUCCAAAUUGACAAUCUAAAGACCGCACAAAGGCAAACCUGUUACACUGACAUGUAAAGAAAGCCACUUUUUUUGACCCAAACUUUUUAAAUUUCAACACAAGCAACAUCAAUGAAAAGGCAAAUAUCCAAUCACAGUUAAGAAUUUUUAGGGUGGACCUUGUGGAGGCCAAUCAGAUGUCAGAAGGGGGUCGUACCCGUCCUGCCCUAUGCAUUAAUCUUAUCUUCUUAAUGUGAAGGUGGGUUAAGCACAUAUUUUUACACAGCUCUGUGAGAAACCAAGAGAAUUUAAAGGGUUUUUUUUAAAGCUAAUGUGUAUAAGAGAUGGAAAAUAUUGUAUGUAUGAACAAAACAAGUUCGUUUUUUGGCAUGAUAAUACAAAAACAACAAAAAGAUGAAACAAAAUUAAAAACAUUUUCAAGAGUUUAUUUCCAAACUUUCAUCUGUAUGCAUUUAUGUAUGCUUUAAGUUUAGUCCCUACAAUCAGAUCCUUUGUAUCCACUUUUCAACUUUUCAGAGUACAAACCUCUUUGAAAGUGAAAUUCCCAAGGGCAUCUGCUGUCUGCUUCAUUUGUGCGUUUGUGUCGAGUCGAAAUAAGAAAAGAAUGAAUUUCAUUUUCUGUCUUGAUGUGUGCAUAUGUGUUCACUCAUAUGCACACACACACACACAACACAUAUUAUUGAAGGUUCUCCCACGUCUAGACGAGUCCCCAGGCUACAUAGUCAAAGAAUCUGAGGUCAGAAAUAAUCGGUCACGCAUCCCCUGAUGAAUUUCCAGACACAAUAACAAAAAAAGAUUGUAAAAGUACCCCCACUAUAAUAGAUGAAAUAAGAAAAAAAAAGGGUUUAAGCUAUUAAAGGAAACAGAAAUAGUGCCCUCAAUGGUGCAGUUAACACCCUGAGACUGAGCAAAGAGAGUCAGAAAAACAGAGAGAGAGAGACAAAGGCCGACAAACUGUCACUUACUGUGACAGAGCAAAUGUGAAGCAGUGUCUGUUUUUGCAUGCAGAGGCAUUCUGCUCACAAAAGGGCCAUCUCAGAGGCAAAUCUUUCCCGGCUCACAUCAAAAGAGGCCUUGUUGAAGAGAGACAUUGAGUGGUGGUGAAGAUGACCCCAUUCAACAGAUAGCUGUGCCUUUAGGCGCCGGGUAUCAGCACACAAAUAUGGCAGCUCAUGAAGGAAGCCGGAGAUGAUAGGGAGGGAAAAUAAAGUUCAGGAGUUCAUCAUUUUGUUUUCCUGCGUAUUUCAAUCUAACACCUUGAUUAGAGCACAAAGCAGUUCUGUGAAACUUCAGAGGAUUCAAAAAUAGCAACAGUAUGAAAAGGAAAAACAUCUCAAUCAAUAGCUUGUCCUUUUGUUUGAGAAAUCAUUCUGCAUUUUUGGAGAUAUUGAAUUAUUCAGAGCUGAAAUCUGUAGUAUGCAGACGCUUUCAAAUAUCUUACAGGAAGAGCAGGAUCAGUGGAAAGAUCACAUCAGAAUUGACACAACAAAAACAUGUCAUUAUCCUAAAAAACAAUAACUGUGACAGUGUUUGAGAGCGGUGAUUUCCACUCAUGUCUGGGUAAAUGUGCCGUAUUUUUAGCAACCAGAAUCAUCAGAAAACAAAGCCUGAGAGGGAUCUUUGUCUGUGUCUUAUUUCCAGGCCAGAAAUGGACACAGAGUGGACUUACAUUCGAGAGCCCAUCGAGACUAACUCCAUGGUGUUGAAGGGGUUAUUACCUGAGACGGAGUACCAGUUUGUGGUCAGGGCUGUCAAUGUGCACGGAGCGAGCCCACCCAGCAACAUCAACAGCCCCGUGCGAACACUUGGUGAGUUUUUACAUGAUCAGUUUGGCCUACCAGAACAGUUUAGGCUCCACUCUCUUUUCAGUCUUAUUUCAACCACAUUUUGUUUAUACUACACACCCACAGAAAGCUAAACAAGCCAUGUUAACCUUUGUUUUGCUUCUUUGCGUCACCAGAGUUAUUGUUAUGUUGUCUACUUUGUCCAACCUCACUGUAUAAACCUCAGAGACAGUCAGAAUUUUCUCAAACCAUGCUGCAUUUUAAGACCAAAAAAAGCCUUGAAUUCCAUAAUUCUACAUUCAUAUCAUGCCUUUUAAAUCAUUCAUCUCUUGUCAAUAAUAAAAAUAUCAGGGCCCAAAUUUUUGGUUUAGAGAAGGAGCAUGUUUUUGACAUUUAAAAAAAUGUCACAAUGCAUACUUCACUAUUUAAGAUUCAAAAUUCUUGCAGGAAGUUCACAAUAUCUCCUCACACAGAGAAUUUUUUUUACACAAAAGAGGACUAAAACAAAUGUCUCAAUUGUGAGGUUUUGAGAGAAAAGCGUAGUGUGCGGCCUGACAGUUUUCCUGGUGAACGUAGGACAAAUCCCGCCACUGUGUCAGUGGGUUUUUCUGACUGAGAUACAGAACAGCAAUCAUUUACUUUAUUAUUUUGAUGUAGCCUGCUGGUGGUUGCAUGUGGGGGAGGGGAAUAGCCAGGACUGAUUGAUAUUAAAGCACAUAAACACACAUGCAUUUGCGCAGGUGUGUACAAGAAUAACAUUCACAUACAUGCAAAACAGCUAUGUCUUAAUGGAUCAUAGACUUUGACAUUCGGAUGCUCUAGUAGAAUGAAUAUUUAUGAUGACUGAAAUCAAAAUGCCAUGUAGACACAAUCACAUUAGUGGGAUUGUUUUUUUUUUGUUUUUUUCCUGUGGCCUACAGGCUACACUGCUGACAGAAGAAAGCCAUGUGUACAGGCAGCUUCUGCUCAUAUGCUACGCUAGCUGUCAAACUGUUGUAAAUGCCUCCGAUUAAAUUAAGCGCCCGAAGUAGACCGGGACAGAGCGACAGAGCCGGGAAGACAUGGAGAAUGACAAUGAAAGAAACAAUAAUUUAAACAAAGAUGCAUGAAACAAGAUAAUGCUGAGCCAGUUACAUGGACGAACACACACUCAUGCACAAAAAUCUAAACACACAGACACACACACACAGGAGCAGAACCAAAAAGAUAGAGACGCCUGGUUUCUUAGCAGGGAACAAAAGCGGGUUACGUCCCAGUCUCAUCAGACAGGAUUAAGGAUGGGAUGCCAGACCCCUUCACUGCCCAUGAACCCUCCUGAUGGAUGCAAACACACACACACAUACACACACACACACACAAUGCACCGCUGCUUCAGCAAACAGCAGGGGUGGGCUUGACUGACUGACAUACUUCUCUUGUUGCUCUCUCUGUGAGAGUUCUUCUGAGUGCAUAAGUGUGCGUGUGUGUGUGUGUGUGUGUGUGUGUGUGUGUGUGUGUGUGUGUGUGUGUGUGUGUGUGUGUGUGUGUGUGCGUGAAGCAGUUGGUAAUGUUUGAGGGGGACUGUUACACAACAGAGGAUUAAUUUGCUGAGGGCUUUUUAGGGCCCCCCCCCCUCCUUUAAUGCCAGAGGCAGUCAGUAUCCAGGACUUAAUGUAAUUACGCUGAGCUAAUGACCACUUAAAAUCUUAACAAACUUGGUCUAAUGGUAAAUUUUAUUAUGACAUAACUGGUUAAUGAAACAGUCUCUAUGUUUAGGUUUAGGUUCUUCAAAAUGAACCCAUGGUACAAAGACUCUCAUGGUUUUUAGGGUUGAUAAGAUAUGAGACUGAGGAGACAAAGGGGGUGGGAUGUUGUGGUGUAAACUAAGAUUAAGAUACUUCUAGACACAUUUGUUUUUUUGUUUUUUUUUGCAACUGAAAUAAUAUUUUUAAACAUCUGAAACCAACUCUUCUUCUACCUGAAUUUACUACAUGAAUACAACUCUAAUCUAGGUUUUAAAGAUCAGGAAGGAAGCCACUUCUUCUAUCUGAUUACAUGGAAGUCCUAUUUAGACUGCCUUUAUUUAUCGGUACUUAUGAAGUUUAGACAUGUCCGCAUAUCACUUAUAUUGUUUUCUUCCCUUUGGCAUUAAGAGUCACUAACACUUUGUACUUUUCUCUUUGUUUCCUUUAACUGGUUUUGUUCUUGUUCUUUCCGAGCUGCCGUUCUAUUUCAAGAAAACACAUUUCAGUACGUUGUCCGGCAGCCUGGCUACAGGGUAAAAGGUAGAAAUGAUUGGUUUUGUGUUGUCACUGCUCCAUAACAUUUGUGCUUUGUGAUCAUCAUUGCAUUAUUGAUGAAACGCUAUAAGCACAACAAAACAUCACCACCUCAUGAAAUCCAGCCAACAGUCUUCAGUCUGACAGUUCAUACCACUGUCUGCUGUUGGUUCAGUUUCCAUCACUGUUAUUAUCAUCAUGAACAUCAGCAUUAUCAUUAUCAUCAGUAAUAGCUGCAGCAUUAGCAUCAACAACAUUAGCAACAUCUUCAUCAAUAUUAUCCUGACCAUUAUUAACAUUAUCAUUAGCAUUGUUAUCAUCAAUAUCAUCAUCAUCAUGAAUGUAAUUAUGAUGUUGAAAAUGAUGAGGAUGAUGAUCAUUAACACCAACACCAUUAUUUUCAUUAUUAUCAUCAAAAUGAUCAUCACUGUCAUUAUAAUAAUCCUCAUUAUCAACAUCAAUACACUCAACAACACCAUCAUCAAAAUUAUCUUUUUAACAACAUAAUUAUAAAAAUGAUUAUCAUCAUCAGAAAUUAUUAUCAUUAUCAUCAAUAUCAACAUGAUCAUCACUCUCGUCAUUUUCAACAUUAUCAUCAUCAUUUCCGUCAACAUUAUAGACAAUACCAUUAUCAUUUUUAUCAUUGACCACAUCAUGAACAUGAUCAUCGUCAUUAUAGUCACCAUCACUAUCAUUUUUGCAUUGUCAUCACUCAGAAAACCUCAUUAUCAUCAUUAUAACCACUAUCACCAUCAUCUACAUCAUCUUCAUUAUUAUCAAUUGGUGUCAUUAUAAUAAUCAUUAUCAUUAAAAUCAUUUUAUCAAUUAGUGUCAUCAUCAUCGCCGCCAUCAUCUUUAUCAAUUAGUGUCAUCAUCAUCAUUAUUAUUCAGCUUCAUUAAAAUCAUCAUCAUCAUUAUCAUUCAAAUCAUUUUAUCAAUUAGCGUCAUCAUCAUCUUUAUCAGUAGCAUCAUCAACAGCACUAGCAUGAUUAUCAUAAUUAUAGCUGUCAUUAUCAGCAUCAUCAUUAUCAUCCUUGUUGUUGGCACCACCAUCUCUUUCCUCUUUAUCUACAGUAUCAGUGUCUGUGAUGUUUCUGCUUGAAAACUGCAUUAAAGAAGAUAAAUAAGAAAUGUUUUAUUGUUGGAGGAGUUCAGUCCGGCUUAUACUCUCUCAAUGAUCAUGCUACACACACAUGGGCUUAUACAGGACCCUGUGAACAUGCAAAGACCAGAACCCUGAGGAGUUGGUGGUUCUGUUUCUUGGUCAAGGAAACCUCUGUAGCACCCAGAUGGUGAACUGGCACCUUUCCAGGGUCAGGUCCAACUCUUAUGCUGAGGUUUGUGCUGGGACUUUAAUUGGCCACCCUUUGGUUUCCAGGCUAAGUUUCUACAGACUGAACUACUUCCACUGUUUAUUUUCAUGAAAAUAAUGGUACUGCACUUGACUUGGCAGUCAAGUGCAGUACCAUUCUAAUGUAAACUACUGCUAUUCUUCAUAAUUUAACCUGUGCUUCAUUUCACCUCUCCAAUCAUGUUAUUUUUUCCAUAUAACCCUCUUUUAAUAAACUGGAACAUUAGAGAGUGUGCGAUAACAAACUGUAUUUGUUGUUAUUCUGGACAGGUGUGUCUGAGGUUGGCAGUGGAGAUUACGGGCGUUACAACACUGACUCAAGGGACAGAGAUGAGGACUUCUUUGAUGUGGAUGACUCUGACUAUGACAUCUUUAUUGAAGAGGUGGGAUAUUACAUGCCAAAUAUGGACAAAUAUGGAAAUAUGGACAUCAUUACAUGUAAAAAUAAAAGGCUGAAUGAAAUGAUUGAAGGAAAAUGAGCAAAAAUGUGAAAUUUGAUGCAUCAGUUUUUUAGGAUCACCUCUGUAACCUUUGUUCUCUGUCAUUCUCUCUCCUCAUCCCAGCUGAAGCCGUUCCCAGGUAUCAAUCAAGACAACAGGAAGUCACAGCUGCGUUCACGUUCUGGUCCGCCAUCCGGCCGAAACGUUGUCUAUCGAAUGAACACCAUUGUUCCACCAAACAUAACCACCACUCAGUCCACCACCUCAACAGUAAUCCCAGACUUCUCAGAUCUGAUUUUCUCAACCACCUCAGAAACCAGUACCACCAGAAUCACCACAACUACUGCCCAACCAACCACAGUCAGGUAAGCUGUACCUCAGAAAUGUUGCUGUAUCAUCAAUCGUUGACUGACUGCUUUUUUAUUUGACUUUUUAUGAGUGUUUCCAACUUUGCACAAGAAAAGGUUUAUUAUUGUUCAUUUUUUAACUCGCAGUUCCUUUCCCUCUUUGCUCGCUGGAUUGCUCUCGCUCCUGACUUCCUGCUCUCUCGUUUCAAAUCCCCCGUCACCUUUUAUGCUCUUUCUCUAAAUCCUUUGAUAAUAAUGUUGACUGAUGCGGUGAAAUGUCACAAAAAUCAAAGCUGUCAUUUUAGUUUUGCUGUGAAGCAUGCCAACCACAUUUCUCUUUUGGCUUGCUGACUGUUUCACUUUUUUGAAAAAAGGAAACAAAAUGACCUCCAGGGAAAAAAAGCGGGAGUUUAAAAGAGUCACCUGCAGAUAAAUAUAGGACCAGAGUUUAAUAAAAGAGUGUAAAAAUAAAAUAAGAGUAUCAAUCAACCUAACCUACUGACUUUGUGUUGUCAAAUCUUCAGUCACUCAUGACCUUACACCUGUUUUUCAUCUGCAUAAACAGCACCAUGCCCACCACAACUACCACCCCAACCAUGUCCCCCUGGAAAGGUGAGGUACCUCGAGUGUACGACCUCACCUGCGAUGAUACGGUGUGCCCCCCUGACAGUUUCUGUCUCAGUGACUUUGACAGUGGAGGUUCACGUUGUCACUGUAACCUGGGCCGAAGAGGGGACACCUGCUCUGAGGGUGAGACGAGUGUCGUUUGAUACCCUGUGCUUGGAUGUAUGAACUCCUAUAUUUUCUACCUUAUCUCAUGAUCCCAUCACUAUUUAAUCCCGCAGUGAUACCAGUGAACUUCCCCAGGUUUUAUGGCUACUCUCAUAUGACCUUUGAACCCUUAAAGAACUCUUACCAGACAUUUCAGAUAACUCUAGAGUUCAAGGUAAAGCACUUUGUAUUUUUUUACUAAACGAUUUUUUUAUUUUUUAAAUGGUUGAAAAGACUCUGAAACAGUUUCUCUGUGAUACAGACAGACUCUGAGGAUGGCUUGUUGCUAUACUGUGGAGAAAAUGAACACGGACGAGGAGAUUUUACCUCAUUAGCUCUGGUGCGGGGCAAGCUGCACUACAGGUAAAAGAAAACAUACUAUCUUAAAUUCAGAUUUGUGUCCAGUCAUGAAUUGUUAGUCCAUAGAAAUAUGGUUUAUAAUCAAAAUAAAUCUUUUUGUUACUCCAAGCAGAAAAACAUAUUUCUAACUAUGAUGGAAUAAAACCAGGACUUGACAAAGAGACUCUGAGUCAUUGAGGAUUCAUUUUAUUAGUUUUGAAAAUAACACAUGAGAAAUGUUGUGUUGUCUCCAGAUUUAACUGCGGCACAGGAGCAGCUCAGAUAGUCAGUGAGAGUCGUAUCGUUCUCGGUCAGUGGCACACAGUCACUGUCUUCAGAGACGGCAUGAGUGGCUGGCUGCGUAUGGAUAAUGACACGCCCAUAUCCGGACGCUCACAGGUAACAAGAACACAGUGGUGAUCAGACUAAGAGUCUCACAUUGUUACACAUAUAACAGAAAUUUUGCUUUUCAAGCUUUUAACCAGUCAAUUUCAAUCCAUUUAAGGGAUAUUCUGGUGUAAAAUUAAGUUAGCGUCAUAAACUCCGUAACACAGAGUUAGACACCCCAUCGAGAGAUGAAUGUUGCCGACCGCUUGCUUCUCUAGUUAAACCAACUUUGGUAACGACCGCACGAUAGCAAUACAGAGAGCCACGCGCUCAACCAAAAAGCCGCUCUGUAGCCACAAAUAAUGCUCAGAACAGCACCUAACUUCAUCAACAGUACAUAUAGGGUCCCAGCCACAGCACUAGACACCAAACAUCUUUUUAGCUUUGACUAAUUUCUUUAGCAAAGAAACUAAACACAACUGACCCACUCUCUUCCAGCAGCCGCUUGUUUGUAGUGAGACCUCUGGCCAGUCCAUUACGGACUGCAGCGGGGGCUCGCAGCUCAAAGAAGAACAUUUAUGAUCAUUGCUUUAUCAUUUCCUUGAAGUAAUAAUCAUCAUAUUAAUCAUUUUGCUCUGUGGCUAUAGAGUGGCGUUUUGGUUGAGCAUGUGGCUCUCUGUAUUGCUAUUGUGCGGUUGUUACUAGAGUUGGUAAAACUAGAGAAGCAAGCGGUCGGCAACAUUUAUCUCUCGACAGGGUGUCUAACUCGGUGUUACGGUGUGUUUGACCCUAACUUAAUUUUACACCGGAAUAUCCUUUUAGGGUAGCAAACAGCCUCAAGCUGUUUGUCAGCUACCUCGUGAUCAAUCACAUUGUUGUUCUCCACUCUGUUUUAGGGUCAGUACACAAAGAUCACUUUCCGCUCCCCUCUCUAUUUGGGUGGAACCCCGAGCGCUUAUUGGCUGGUCAGAGCGACAGGGACAAACCGAGGCUUUGUCGGCUGCAUUCAGAGUCUGACCAUCAACAACAAGGCCACAGACAUCAGACCCUGGCCUCUGGGCAGAGCUCUGAGUGGUGCUGAUAUAGGUGAGGGGGCGCCCAGUGCUGUUAGAGUGUGUUGACGUCAUGAUGAACAUGAAAGUAAACAGGAUACACGCUGAAGCUACCUUUUGAACCAUACGUCUCUUUGCUUUGUUCUAGGUGAGUGCAGCGAGAGUGUGUGUGACCGGGUCAGCUGUGCUAAUGGUGGAGUCUGCUUUGCAAACCGGGCUGAUGGUUACAUCUGCCUCUGCCCGCUGAGCUUCAGAGGAGUGCUCUGUGAAGAGAGUGAGUCUCCAUUUCCCUGGAUCUUGCACCUACAUUAAAAAUCACUUUUUUGUCUUGUUUACAAAAGAAGGUAUAGAUUACUGUGAGAGAAGUCGAGUCAAAUCCUUUUGUGAUUCCCUCUCACCUGAUUGCUGUCAUAGAUUCUCAUGCAGAUCUUUAAAGGUAAUUUCUGCGCUGUUGAGUGCAACAUGACGGAAAAAGGGUGAAAUGAAGGUUAUUAUUAUUCCUUUUAUUGAGGGAGUGGGAUUUGUUGAGUGAUGUAACUCUAUCUCUCUCACCUCAUUUCCUCUUUUUACACUUUGCUCUUUUUUUUAACAUCUUCUUCCUCUUCAAUUUCUUAAUGCUCCUUAAAAACCUUCUACAUGUCUCCUCUUCAACUCUUUAGGUUUCUCACUGUCUUCACCUCUCUUCAAUGAGACAGUGUUUUCAUACGCCCUCAUCCCGUGGCCCCAGUCCUCUCAAAGUUAUCUGUCCUUUACGGAGUUUGAGCUGACAUUCAAGCCUUCAUCACCUGACGGGACUCUGCUGUACAGCGAUGACGCCGGCAGCGGAGACUUCCUGGCUAUCAACCUAGUGGAUCGAUAUGUGGAGUUCAGAUUUGACUGUGGCUCUGGAGGAGCAACAAUAAGGUACCAGAUAGAUAAGUUAAUGUUUUUUUUUUUUUAUCUGCUUCAUUUUCUCACUCAUAUUCUAGUCGGCCUACGCUGUAUCUGUUGAUCUGUGUCCCAGGAGCGAGGAGCAGAUCAGUUUGGACACGUGGCACGAGCUGCGGGUGUCUCGCACCGCAAAGAGUGGGAUUCUCCAGGUGGACAGCCAGAGACCAAUGGAAGGGAUCGCUGAGGUAUAUAGGAACGGUGUUGUUUUAAGUUGUGUUGUGUGGUGUUGACCACAAGAGGGCAGAAAAACCUCACAACAAAUACCAGAAACAUUGCCUUGGCAAGCUGAACAUUUUCAGGGUCACAAACACGCUCAGAGUACAUUUUUUCAUCCUGUUUUCUAUGCGUCUUUUAUUCUUUAGAAAUCCUUUUAUUCAACAAAGAUGUCACAUUUUACGUCUAAUUUCUUUCUUACAAUUGAUACAACUCACAUUACUCUGACCAACCCAGGGAUUAGUCUUAUUAUGAGAUAUAACAAUCCAAAAAUAAAGGUUUAAAGUAAAAAGUAAAAUUCAAUAUAUAAGACUCUUUGAAAAACACUAAAAAAAUUGUGAUUGCUGCAUUGACAGGUAUUUUUUUCUAUGUCCCUGUUUUUGGCUUGUAAUAUACUGAUAUAGGAUUAAUUUCCCAACUUGUCAAGUGAAUGGGUGUAUAUACUAAGUGUAAUAGGAUUUCAGUUAGGUGAUUUAAAUAUAAAAUGAAAAAAUUGCUUCUGUUAAGAUUUGAGAUUUUGCAGUGAAAUUCACUGUGUUCUACCUUGUGGGUUAAAAAUGAAGUUUCCUUAAGAACCAUUAGUAACAAAGGGGGGCAAAAUGUCAGCAGUAAGUGUUUCUUCAUCUCUGCUAAGAGCGUUUUUGAAGAUUUUUACACAAUCCAGCCAAACAUAUUAAGUCCCACACAAGGCAAGAUAAUGUUCCAGGUACAUGGCUCAUUUAAAAAAAUCAUCAUAUUUUAAGUGUACUGUCUACUCAUCUUUCAGGGGGCUUUCACUCAGAUCAGCUGCAGUUCGCCUCUGUACAUCGGUGGAGUACCAGAGUAUGAUAAAACAAAGAGGACAGCAGGUGUGAAAAAGCCCUUCACCGGAGUUAUUCAGAAGGUAUGACUGAUAUCCUGUAAAACAUCCGUCCUUGUUGGUCUUCGCUGGCUACCUGUAAGUUUUAAACUCUGUCGAGUGCAGAGUUUUUUACACCUCCCUCCGCUCUCUCUCUUCCCCUUUUUUUUUCAUGUAACCUCUCCAGCUGAUACUCAAUGAUCGCACCAUCCCCAUAACCUCAGGCUCAGCAGGUGGAGUUAAUGUAGCAAACUCAGAACACCCAUGUGUGGAAAGUCCCUGUGCCAACGGAGGGACCUGCAGGCCAAAGUGGGACACUUAUGAGUGUGAUUGCCCCCUGGGGUAUGAUGGGAGACACUGCCAGAAAGGUCAGUAUGACAUCUUUUUUUUUUUCUUAUUAUUUUAUUUUAUUUAGUUUUGUUUUUGUUUUAUUUCGACAGCACUGAGAUGUGUGGUGGCAAAAAAAGAAACUCAGAUGUUUUCUCAAUGCUGUUAUAUAGUCUGUUAAACUACGUCAUUAUUAAAUGGAUGUAUUUUGAAUGUCAGUAUUUUGCACAAUAGAGCUAAUUUUAUCAAUAUAAUCUAAGCAGGUCAAAUAGGAACAUUCAAUAAAAUAGAGGAAAGAAAGAAUAUAAUUGUGAAGGAGUCAGUUAUAGUGUUUUUGUAUCUGUACAUUAUAUGACUUUAACCAUGUGUCUUGAUGUUUACUCUUCUCAUGGAUUAAAGCUGCAUUUUUUUGUGUUAUCAUGUAAUGUCAUGUAAGAUGAUAUAUUGCACAUGCUAAUCCUUUAAGCCUAUUUAUGCCUUCUCUGUUUUUUAACGCAUGCACUGAACAGAGUGUGGAAAUUACUGUUUGAACAGUAAGUUUUCUUCAACGAUUUAAAAAAGACAAAAUUAUCAAUGUACACAUAAUUAUAGUCUCUGAAAACAUAUAUCCUUUACUUUCCUCAUACCUCACUCCCCUCAAAAGCCGUUUUAGUCCUUGUGCUUUAUAAAAACAUGUUGAUGCUGCCACCUUGUGAUGAUAUAAAGUAAAUACAAUCCUUUUUUUCUCAGCUGUGACUGAAGCAAUAGAGAUCCCACAGUUCAUUGGCAGAAGUUACCUCACAUAUGACAACAGAGAUAUUCUGAAAAGGUUGGUCUGAAGGAGGACAACUUGUGCGUCUUUUCAUGACAUUAGUGAUCUUUUUGCAUGUAGAAAUGUAGUUUGGAUGAUGUUUGCUCUGACCACAGCAAGAAUCUUUCUUUCAAACAUGCUUUGUCAUUUUUUCUUUCAGAGUGUCUGGGUCUAGAACCAACCUUUUCAUGCGUUUCAAGAGCACAGCAAAGGAUGGCUUGUUGCUAUGGCGAGGAGACAGUCCAAUGAGACCCAACAGUGACUUCCUAUCUAUGGGGCUCCAGGAUGGUGCCCUGAUCUUUAGGUAAUUUUAUCAAAUUUAAACUUUAUUCAGAUUUUAAAACAUCUUGUCAUUACAUAAAAACAAACCCAGGAAGCAUUAUAAAGAAUGUUAUAAUGAGACAUAAAUGUUAUGUACUACAAAGAGUGAAUAACUAGGCACCCUACCGACAUUUCCAGUGUUCAGGCCCAAACUAUACCAACAUCCAAACAGCUGGACGUGAUUGUCAGAGUUGACUUUGGUUUAAUAAAACAAAAAUUAGUUUAUUCACAGCAUCAUUGAGCCUUAAAAAAACAGUAGUUGUUAUAAAAACAAUACUGGCCAAAGUAUGAACUUUUGCCGUGACAAAUGUUUUCCCUGCACCACAUCACCUGGAUCUAUGAAGGGAAAUUCUUAUGAGACCGUAGCAAUGAACGAUCACAAUCUCUGUAAACCCACUUUGUCUGAAGGUUACGCUGUAUUUACACAUGCGAUUUCUCGUGUAACCUACACUGUAAAAAGAUAAUGGUUUGCUUUUCUGCAGAAUAUUCUACAAGUCUUGCUUAUGACUUGGUGCUUCUUUCUUGCUUGUUUUAUACAUGAACCAGGACAAUAACAAACAUGUAUUUACAGUCAGAACAUGACCUACAAAAAAGCAAGAGUAAUCUUGUCACUCACUUUUUUUUUGUUUUGUUUUAUCGUUCCAGCUACAACCUGGGCAGUGGUGCAGCUAACAUUGCUGUCAAUGGGACCUUUAAUGACGGGAAAUGGCACAGAGUCAAAGCUGUUAGGUAAGCUUUAAAAUGAAAAGAUUUGACCAACAAACAAGAUAAAACAGUUUAAUUCAGAGGCUUUCCUGUCCACCUGGAGGCAGGGGAACAACCUGUGAGCACGAAAACUGACAUGACUCAACCAGUAAAGAAAUCCUCACAGUGACUUGGAAUUUAUGCUAACAUGAUGUAUAUGUAGCAGUUGUUUUGCUAUACUUUUUCAAGUUGAAAAAUAGCUACAUAAAACACAUAAAUAGAUGCUAUUUAUGUAUUUUUGUGUGCACUCACAACGCCACCCCUGCACAAGUCAGCUGGGAAACCUCAGUCUGCUUCUUCCCUGUAUGCUAUUACUCUGUGUGAAACCUUCCCACUAGCAGAGUACAUGAAGAGGCAUGUAGAGUUACUGUAUAGGAAUAAUCAUAAUAAUGUUCAUGGUCUCAUUUGCUUUUGAAGGACAUAUAGAAGCAUAGUUGUCAAUGUUUGCCACAUGCCACAUGAUACUGAAUUAGUUCAGUGUAUUUAACCAAAACAUGAGCCAAAAGAACCUUUAAACUCAAACUGUAAUGCAUGUGAGGAAAAGGUUUGAUGUAUUUUAUUCAAUGAUUUUAUGAAUACAAAAAAUGUUUUUAGAUUUCAGAGGGUUUUUUAACAUAGUGAUGUUUCUCUUCAGAGACGGUCAAUCAGGAAAGCUGACAGUGGACGACUAUGGAGCAAAAACAGGCAGGUCACUGGGAAAGAUGAGACAGCUCAAUAUAAAUGGACCCUUAUAUGUUGGUAUGUGGAGCGCUCAACUCAUUAUCCCACAAAUCCUUCUAUAUGUGCUCAAGAUUAAACGCCACAUUCAAUGUUUUCAUUCUAUACUGUCUGGUUCUCAUGUCUGCUUGUUCUGCGCUCUCCCUGAAGGUGGCAUGAAAGAGAUCGCCCUCCACACAAACAGACAAUACGUCGGGGGCUUGGUGGGCUGUGUGUCCCACUUCACACUCUCCACUGAUUAUCACCUCGCUCUAGUGGAGGACGCUGCAGACGGCAAGAACAUCAACACCUGCUCCAACUAGAGGAUGACUUCAGUGCACAAACUGGAGUGAACAUGUAAACCAGCGUAUUUAAAAACUGGAAACUGGAACAACACUGUUAUUUUGAGUCACAAGAACAUCAGCGUGGCUCCUUUGUGCAAAGUUUUCAAUACAGCUCCAACCUGCCAAGCUGAAAGUUUUGUUCAAACAUUCAUGACUCGUUGAUUCGUUCUGUAAAACAUGGCAUCUGGAAAAAACAGGAAAAGGUAAAUACUCCAUAGUGCAAAAAAAAAAAAAAAAGCUAGGCAUUGUUGGAAAUGAGGGUCUUUGAAAAACCUUUUGAAGGACAUUUGUUAUCAGGGAAUGAUUUCAAUUGUAUCCUUAUUUUUGUACUGUAAAUCCACAUUUGAUUGCAGGAAGAACCAAGCGAUCCAAAGGAUCAACAGCAGCAAGUUUUUCAUGAACCUGACCUAGAUGCAGCUAGCAGAGAUCAAUUUCUUUGUAGAGGAUUUUGGUUUUGGCUCUAGAGGACCUCCGUUGUUUUUUAUUCGUGUAGCAUUUUUACUCUUGUUUGUGAUGUGCUAUCAGUCUGUAGGUCUACACUUUCUGAAAUUUUGAAUUCCAGUCUUUUUAUGGUUUCUAGUUGAAAGGUGAAGAUUCCAGCAGCACACAAUAUUUCCUUCUUCAUACUUGUAUAUGCAUCUUUAUUUGGAACUCUCACCACCCAGUCACAAGAAAGUCUGAUGCUGACACAGUGAAGCAGCUCAAAUCCUGGAGAUAUAGGAGUGACUGUUUGUAAUGCUCGUCCAAACCACAGUACGGAUGCAUUAAGCUUUGUUUUCAGUAGAGAGAUCAGGGUUCUUUCUUUUACAGCUGCUGUGGGGAAAGUGCUUUACCAUGCCAAAGCUUUAUUUUCAAAAUGGACACUCUCUGAAUGUGUAAUCUUGUCUGCAAUGUUCAAAUUUGUUUGAUUUAAAUGUUUUGCCGCCCAAAAAGUGAAACCAAAAUGGAAUAGAUGGUUUGCACAUGUGAACGCACCCUUGUUUUAAUGUUUAAGCACAAAUUCAACAAUUAAAUGUCCUUUUUUAUAUGAGUUCACAUCAUUAAAGUAUGUCAAGUGCU